UCCAGCUGGAACAGAGGGCAUCGCGGUGGCCUCUUUCCAGCAAGAAUGGCACCGCCUGGGCUGGAGGCUGCGUGCCCCUUUCAAGGAGGCCACCAGGUUCAGCCAAGCGAGGCCACCUGGGAUUCCUACGCGACCACAACGAGGACUGCAUUCACGCCCAAGACGGGAGCGGUGCCUGCUUUAAUUCGUCGAAAGGGUAUCAGAAGACUAGGAUAUACCUAUUCUCUUAGUGACCCUAUUCCCAAUCAGACACAGUACAACGAUGAGUAUGUUUGGAAAUCAUGUUCUAAAGAAGACUGGAUCAAAACCGGGACUUCAAGAGGAGUCAGGAGCCAAAUACCUCGCCCCAGUCAAGAUUUCUUUCUCUGGACGUUGCCUCAGGGCCAAUCAACAGCAUCAAUAAAGAGCCACCUCCCUUGGAAAAUCGCUGCUACAAAGGAAGAGGUUAGGAAGGCGAUAGCAAAUCAGUUUAUUUCUAGUACUAGAAGAGACUUUGUAGACACAGCAAAAGCUCAGGAGAUUCAGGAAAGUUCUCAGAUGUCGCUGGGACAGAAAAAGUUACUUCCUCGACCUGUGGACACUGAGUUUCGACGGAAUUACCAAGUUCCAGCUAAAAUUCCUGAGCUUCAGGACUUUAGCUUCAGUUAUGGAUGCUACUCAAGCCUCCCAGUUGCUUCUCAGGGUCUCGUCCCUUCCGUGCUGUACAGCCACAUGAGGAAUCAAGAACGCACAAAGAAGCGGACUACGUACCAAAGCGAUUAUGGGAAAACCUACCCGGAUUUCUUAGUGAUUUUAAACUCAGUUACUCCCUCUCAAAUCACAGAGUACCUUCAGAGUCUUUCCUACAAAGACAGACAAAUUCUUGAUCGCUUUAUUCGCUCUCACUGUGGCGUUGACAUGGGACAGGAAAAUAACGGAAACGGUUCAAAUGAAGAAAAUUGAAAAUCAAUGAAAGCACCGGGUCAGAGGGCCUACUGAGUCAUUUUUUCAAUAAUGAAAAAAUAAUAAGAUCCAAAUUGUUCUAAAUAAUUUAUUCGUGACUCUGUGUAAUUUUGUUUUAUUUUGUUUUUAAACAAUAAAAUCAUUUAAGGUCAUAAAUCCUUCCCACCACCAUAGCUUUAAGUGUAUCUAAUAGAUUUUGCUGUAAUGUUUUGUCCUAUUAUCUUCUGGAUACUUAAUUUGUGGUUUCAGUUUUGAUAUCCUCUUAGACCCAGAAAUUAUGCCAAAGAGGUUUCUUAAUUUUCCAAUAAUUAGAGGAUUUUAAAA
This is a messenger RNA of Lynx canadensis (Canada lynx), 1266 nucleotides long. It is a transcript of the gene TEX26, whose product is annotated as testis expressed 26. The coding region runs from base 46 to 942 and encodes 298 amino acids. NCBI's taxonomy places the organism in Eukaryota, Metazoa, Chordata, Mammalia, Carnivora, Felidae. The transcript is spliced from 7 exons. Gene Ontology annotation, cellular component: cytoplasm. The record is from RefSeq and is a predicted model, not a curated record.